AUGUUUGAGAGCGAAGGCGCGGGAGGGGCAGAGCCGCGGCAGCGGCGCUACUCCAGUGACUGGGGCAGCGUGAGCUUGUCAAGGGCGGGCUCCAUAGUAGGCUCGAGGGCAGGCUCGCCUCGGGAGAUGGGCCCUGGGCAGCCAAGCGCAGGGCCCCCCUUCAAGUCUCACAGCAGUGAUGACAUCGGCAGCUCCUGGAUGCGCACGGUGGAGUCUGGCAACAGCGGCACUCAGUCCCUUGCCUCUGACUGGGCAGAGUACGACGGGUAUUCGGCGCCUGAUGUGAGGGAGUCUCCAUCAUACAGAACUGUCCAGCGGGCCCCCUCACCGAGCCCACAAGCACCUUUGGAGGGUGCAGGGCAACCUGCACUGCACAGCCGAGGUGACAGCGACGGCAGCUCGCCUGCGAGAAUGCUUCAGCAGGAGGUCAUACGACUUCAGAUAGAGCAGGAUGACAUGGCGAUGAGGCUCAAGUCUGAGCAGGCGCGGACACGAGAGGCAGAGGCAAAGCUUGCCGGGCUGUCAUCCACCCUUCAGCAACGCCUCCUCCAGCUUGCCACAGAGGUGGAGGCGCGCGGAAGCGCUCUGGAAAGGCUGAGGGAGGAGAACGAAUCUUUGACAGAGGACUACAACAGACUGCGCGCCCAUUCAGCCUCUGUUGAGGAGCAAGCGCACGCCAACAUUGCUGACCUGGAGCGCCAGCUGGCAGAUGCACAUCGCAACGCUGCUGACGCCGGUGUCGCUGCGGCAGCGGCGCAUGCGCGCGCCCAGCACGACAGCUCCGCGGAGUCGCACGAGAGCAGGUCAGCCAGGGAGGACCUGGAAGCGCAGCUCGAGGCAGCCCAGACGAGAGCACAGGCGGCGAUGACUUCAGCAGCCGAGGCGCAGGCGCGCGCGGCAGCUGCUGAGGCGGCCCGGGACGAAGCCGAGCGCAACCGUGCGGCGGCCGACCGCUCCCGGCGCGAAACUGAGGCGCAGGCGCGCGCCGCGGCGGAGGUGGCCGCGGCCGAAAGGGACGAGCGCGCAGCCGCGGAGGGGCUGAGCGAACAGCUCAAGGCGGAGGCCGACCGGCGCGCCAAGGUGUUCCACAACGCCGUCAAGGCCGCCAUUGGCAAGGUGCAAGCCGAGCUCGAGGCUGAGCGCGACGCUCUGGAGGCCCGGCUGAAGCAGGUGGAGCACACGUUGGCAGAGGCUCAGCAGGAGGCGGCUGCGUCUGCUGCCGCUAUGCAAGAGGCUCGCAGGGAGGCGGCUGCGCGCAUGCGCGAUGCCGAGGACGCCGGCAGUCUUGCUGUGGCCGCGCAGGAGGCUGCCGACGCGGCGGUCGCGCGCGAUCGAGCCGCCAGGGCCGCAGCUGGGUCCGCUGAAGCUGCCCUCAACGAGCUGCGAGGGGGUGCUGUAAAAUUAGAAGGAGAGGUGAGAGAGGCCAAUGCCCGCGCACAUGAGGCUGAGGCUGCUGCUGCCAGAGCCAAGAAGCAGCUGGAAGAAGCGCAACAGAAGUUGGCUGCUGCAACAUCGUCAUCACAGAUGGACAUUGCGCGGUGGCAGAGCCGGGCAGAGGCAGCCGCUGUGGCAGCGCGCGAGACGGAGGCGCGGUGUCAAGCAGCCGCUACCUCAUCUGCUGCAGCCGCAGACAACGCUCUGCAGGACGCUCGCACAGCAAGGGAGCAGGUUGCAGCAUUGGAGCGUGAGCUGGCAGAGCUGAGGCAGGCGCGUGGGAAACGCGCGUACGGGUUGCCGUCGCGAGCAGACAUCAUCUCCAGCCUGGGCCUAGACAGGUGGCGGGAAGAGCAGCUGCUGCCAUCCGCCAGCUCAGCGUCCUCGCUGGACAUUGAGGCAGCCAACAAGAAGGACAAGGCGCGACCAGGUCGGCAGCAGCACCUGUCAGCAUGA
Coccomyxa subellipsoidea C-169 is the source of this 1890-nucleotide messenger RNA. RefSeq lists its product as hypothetical. The record is from RefSeq and is a predicted model, not a curated record. The transcript is spliced from 11 exons. NCBI's taxonomy places the organism in Eukaryota, Viridiplantae, Chlorophyta, Trebouxiophyceae, Coccomyxaceae. The coding region runs from base 1 to 1890 and encodes 629 amino acids.